Clarias gariepinus (North African catfish) is the source of this 1279-nucleotide messenger RNA. RefSeq lists its product as uncharacterized. Lineage: Eukaryota; Metazoa; Chordata; Actinopteri; Siluriformes; Clariidae. The coding region runs from base 1 to 1161 and encodes 386 amino acids. The record is from RefSeq and is a predicted model, not a curated record. The transcript has 7 exons.
AUGUCACUAUUUGGACUGAGUGGAAACGGAACCCUUAAACAAGGAGACUCGUUAAAUCUGACGUGUGAUGUGAACUGCACACACAGUUCCUCACAGUUUGUGUGGUCUAAGAACAACGAGCAGUUAAACACAUCAGGACCCGUUCUUCACUUUCCUGCUCUAACCGUGAGGGAUUCUGGGAAUUACACCUGCACUUGGAAAACCAAGGAGACGUCAGGAUCUAAAACCAUCAGCCUUCAGGUCGAGGGUGAUUGGGGAGUGAAAUAUCCAGAGCCGGUUUGUGCUGUGAGAGGAUCCAGUGUCUCCAUUCCCUGUAGUUAUUAUUAUCCUAAGGGAAUUCAGGUGGCACAAAUGCUUUGGUGCUUAAUAAACUCAAACAAAGGAAGGUGUACAGACCUUCCGUAUGUUUAUAACAGCUCAUCAAACACCACGUCAGACUUUGAGUACGUUGGAGACGACAAAUCAAACUGCACUUUGUUAAUCCACAAUGUAGAGUUCAGUAAUUCUGGAGAGUACAGAUUCAGAUUUAUAACUGAUUGGAUUGAUAGUAAAUGGACAGGUGAACCAGGAGUGACUCUACAAGUUGAAGAUUUAAAGGUGUCACUAAUGAGGCUCAGUGGAAACGGAACCCUUAAACAAGGAGACUCGUUAAAUCUGACGUGUGAUGUGAACUGCACACACAGUUCCUCACAGUUUGUGUGGUCUAAGAACAACGAGCAGUUAAACACAUCAGGACCCGUUCUUCACUUUCCUGCUCUAACCGUGAGGGAUUCUGGGAAUUACACCUGCACUUGGAAAACCAACGAGACGUCAGGAUCUAAAACCAUCAGCCUUCAGGUCGAGGGUGAUAAUCCUGAUCGGUUGCCAGUCUGGAUCAUUGCUGUAGUGACAGUUGGAGUGAUCAUCAUCAUCCUAGUCAUCUUAGGAGCUGGAGUUUACAACAGGAGGAAGAAGGAUGACGCUCCAGAGGACAACAUUGUAAAAGCCAGAGAGCAAACAGAGGUAAAGCAGGCUCCUCAGCCCAAAGAAGUGUCACAGCAGGAGGAAGUGGAAUAUGCAUCUGUGUGUAUCAAAGAUAAUAAUCUGAACAAUGGGCAUGUCCACACUGAGCAGGAGAAUGUGGACAUAUCCGUGAUCUACAGCACUGUGGUAAUGAAAUGAUUACACGUCCCCAGUCAUAUCUUCACAGGCCGCUUGAAAAGGACGGAAAGGCUUUCAACUAUGUGUGUGUGACCAGGGUUUGAAACCUGGAUUUAUAGGGCGACAUUGGUGGCACCGG